AGAAGCAGGGUGAUCACUGACUUGGAAACUACCUUUAAGCUUGCUAUACAAAUAAUAAUACUAAUUAAUAUAUAUUUUCAUGUUGAUAAGUCUAAGUUCUCUGAAAUAAGUUAUAUUGCUUAAAGUGUUUAUCAGUUUUAAGCGUAGGAUUUGUAUAUUUAUAUAAGUUAUGUGACCAAUCAAAGUUCUGUUUUAUUGUAAAUCGAAUAUAUAUCUUUAUAUGUUCCUGAGUUCAGUUUUUGCAUCUACGAAGCAUAUUUUAAGUUAACUGAGAACUAGUAAAAAUAUAUUGAAGACUGGAAACAAGCGUCGUGUAUUAUUAAUUGGUAAAUCGUUGGAUUGUGUUUGGAGCCAGAAUGGAUGAAGUACUCGCUGAUUUUAGCCCCAGCAGAAGGCCGGGCUGUAUCACUGGGAUGCCUUCGCUAUCUCUACCUGGGAUCGGAGCCAUGAGCUCGACCUGCCUUAAAACUCUCUAUUCUCCAGAGCUUGCUGGCGUGCUGUCCCCUGUUACCAAUCUGGCCCUCAACAUGAACAGCCUCGCUGUCCUCGGAAGCCAGUGCGACACCCCGAAGAGACGAGCUAAUGUACCUCUUAAGAUGCCAUCCUUUGCCUCGGACACUUCCGAUGCAGGUUUGUGUCUGGAUUCUCCAAGUCCCGUAGACCCCAUUGAUUACGAGGAGGCGUUUGAGAAAGCCAUCUUGGACUCUGGCAAAGUGAUCAAAGAUAGCAAGGUCCCAAUCAGAAGAAUAAACUCUCUCCCGAUGAGGUUGUUGGGCUCUAGCCCUGCUCUCAAAGGCAAAGAUUCAGACUCCUCAGAUUUUGGAGUCUUCGGUGUUCGACGUGAUCAAGUCUCUAGAGGCAACAAGGAGAAUAUGCAGGAGGGGUUUGAGUUCAAGAAGCCGACAUGGCCUGCGUCUUGCUGCCGGCUGCGCACCAUCCAUGGAGGAGAGGGCAAGGAGCCAUUUUCUCAACGGCCCAAUUCUGCCCCUGAUCUCAUGUUCUCGCCUCCCCCUGUGGAACAGAAGUGUUUCAUGGAUGACAACAGUCCCGUGGUCCUUCGGCGAUCCUCAUUAACCUGCUCCUUUAAUGACGAGGACGACGACGGAUUCCUAGAAAUUAUGGAUGACGAUGUAGAGAAUGAUGCGGAUGUGCCCACUGGAAUGGCCAGCCUGCUGACUGCUCCACUGGUUCGUAAGGACGAGGAGGAAGAAACUGGCUGUGCGCUGCUCACCCGUAACUGUCCUCGCGGUCUGUUCCGCUCGCCCUCGCUGCCUUGCUCUGCCACCAGACUGGCCUUGAAGAGGCCAGAGAGACCCCGAGAUGAGAACACCCCUGUGAAGAUCAAGAGAAGGAAGAGCCUGGCAGGGUCUGUGGCCAGGGAGGAAGACAAGGAGGAAGAGGCACAAGUGAAGUCUCGGUUUCUUCAGAGGUCCAAGUCCUUCUGUGACAUUGAGUUGCUGCUAGACAAUGAUAUGAAGGAGCUGAUUGGAGACUUCACCAAGCCCUUUGUUCUACCUACAGUGGAUGGGAAGCACCAGGAUUUGAAGUACAUCACUUCUGAAAUGUUGGUAGUAGCUCUGAGUGGGGAAUUUGAUGAUCGGGUGGAACGCAUUGUGAUAGUAGAUUGCCGCUAUCCCUACGAGUUUGAAGGCGGGCACAUCAAGGGAGCUGUGAACCUGCACACAGAGGAGCAGGUGGAGGAUUACUUGCUGAAGUGUCCCCUUACUCCCUCCACCCUGGAGAAGCGCCUGGUGCUAGUCUUCCACUGCGAGUUCUCCUCUGAGCGUGGUCCCCGCAUGUGUCGUUUCGUGAGAGAGAAGGACAGGAUGAUGAACUUGUACCCAAACCUGCACUACCCUGAGCUCUACAUCCUCAAGGGUGGAUACAAAGAGUUCUUCCCCAAAUUCCAGAAUCAAUGCUGGCCGCAGAGCUACAGGCCAAUGCACCACGAGGACUUCAAGGAAGAUCUGCGCGGGUUCCGUCUCAAGAGCCGCACCUGGGCGGGCGAGAGGAGCAAGAGGGACCUGUACAGCCGGCUCAAGAAGCUCUGAGUUUCAGCACCUUCAUAUUGUUUUGGAGCGUGAAUGGGUUGGGCUGGUUUGACCAAUGCACUUCAGUUAAUGCUGCCCCCCAUCUACGGCAGACUGCCCUCUGGCUGAGGGUCAAUUUAAGAAUAUUGGGGGGGGGGGGGUGCUUCAGUUCGUUCAAGGAUCUUGAAAUCUGUCUCUGCUACUGUGUUGCCUUCCUCAGAAAGGGCACUGCAGUGAUUCCUGAUCCAGCAGUUUCACCACUGGUAAAUGAAGAGUUCUGCUGAAAAGUGUGACAGGGUAGUGUGUGUUUGGAUGGUAAGCAGGAUCACAGCUUUUACAAACUACCUUGAUGAACAUGCAAGGCACCCCUAAGAAAGGGACUGUUUUCCACACUGUGUGUGAUUGGCUUUAACACCUAUGCCAUGUAAACCUGAGGUGAGGAUACUUAAAGAAAACUGACUGAUGCUGUGUGUGAUGUCUCGUUCAGACAUGCUAGUUGAUCUGCUGUUAAGUAGCUUUUUGUUAUCUGCAGUAUCUGACAUUGCCUCAUUCGACUCAACUGAACCCUCCUACUGUUUCCUACAUUUGUGUGGGAUAAAUGGAAACCAAGAUACUAGAAACCUAUUUCUUUUGGGAUGACCCAGCUAGAGACCCCUUCUGCUACAUGUUUCUGUAUCCAGCAACGCUACAUCCCAGCUGUGCUGUAGUUCAGUCUCUCCCAGCUCUGAAGCAGUGCUGCAGUUGGUGCCUGUGACUUCAUCUUUCUUGCUUUCCAAUAGCCGUGCUCGACAUACAACUAGCAGUAUUUCAUUUUAUGAAUCCCCCAAUUUUAAACAACCAUUUUAACAUUGACUAUGGAUAAACUGCAGUCUCGCAAGAUGGAAACAAGCUCAAUCCUAAAUGUUCAAGAAGUGCGUCGUAGUCAGGGCUCCC
Polyodon spathula (Mississippi paddlefish) is the source of this 2963-nucleotide messenger RNA. Its product is annotated as M-phase inducer phosphatase 1-like. Gene Ontology annotation, cellular component: nucleus; cytoplasm. Gene Ontology annotation, molecular function: protein tyrosine phosphatase activity. Lineage: Eukaryota; Metazoa; Chordata; Actinopteri; Acipenseriformes; Polyodontidae. Gene Ontology annotation, biological process: protein dephosphorylation; positive regulation of G2/M transition of mitotic cell cycle; G2/M transition of mitotic cell cycle. The transcript is spliced from 15 exons. The coding region runs from base 357 to 2051 and encodes 564 amino acids. The record is from RefSeq and is a predicted model, not a curated record.